GAGCCCUGGCUGUCGGUCUCCUUUCUGACCCGGAAGUGUUGGACCUACCGGUGACCGUCAGAUUCGAACAUGGCCUGGAGAAGCUGCUCCGUGCUCUGCAGGCUGACCGGAGGAGACCCGUUUCUGUGCUCCGUGAGGGGAGGAAGGUGGCCUCACAGCUUCCAGCAGAGAAGUGGCUUCAGGAAAGCUUCCAAAAAACCAGAAGCAAAGAAGCCAGAGGAUCCGGUUCCGGCUCACACUGAGCCUUCUGAGGCUGCAUUCCAGAACCGGGCCCCCCUGCAGCCUCCCGUCACCCCCCAGAGGCCCUUUGGCCGUCUCGUCCGGCCGUUCCUCUUCACCGUAGGGUUUACAGGCAGCUCCUUCGGCUUGGCGGCCAUCUGGCAGUACGAGUCGCUCAAGUCCCGAGUCCAGAGCUACUUUGACGGGCUGCGAGCUGAUUGGCUGGAGAAGGUUCAACCUCAGAAACGAGGAGACGUCCGCAAGGAGGUAAACGAGUUCAGCUUUACUGUAUCAGUAGAAUCGGAGGAGGUGUGGGAGGAUAAUGAUUGGUUGAUUGUGUUUCAGAUCAACCAAUGGUGGAACAGCCUGUCUGAGGGCCAGAAGACGGUCACAGGAAUCAUAGCUGCCAACGCCGUGGUGUUCUGCUGCUGGCGGGUUCCCUCUCUGCAGCGCUUCAUGGUCCGAUAUUUCACCUCCAACCCCGCCUCCAAGUCGCUCUGCUCUCCGAUGCUCCUCUCCACCUUCAGCCAUUUCUCCUUCUUCCACAUGGCCGCCAACAUGUACGUCCUGUGGAGCUUCUCCACCAGCGCCGUCUCCAUGCUGGGCAGAGAGCAGUUCAUGGCCGUCUACCUGUCUGCAGGCGUCAUCUCUACGUUCGUUAGCUACGUUUGUAAGACGGCCACAGGGAGGUUCAGCCCGUCCCUUGGAGCGUCUGGAGCCAUCAUGACCAUCCUGGCUGCCGUUUGCACCAAAAUGCCAGAAGCCAGGCUGGCCAUCAUCUUCCUCCCCAUGUUCACGUUCACCGCUGGCAAUGCUCUGAAGGCCAUCGUUGCCAUGGAUACGGCAGGUUUGGUGCUGGGAUGGAAGUUCUUUGACCACGCUGCUCAUUUAGGAGGAGCUUUGUUUGGAAUAUGGUACAUCCUGUUUGGUAACGACUUGAUCUGGAAGAACAGAGAACCUUUCGUCAAGCUUUGGCACGAACUGAGAACACGGAGCGGCGGUGGAGGCGGACCAGGCGGCGCCGUGUAGGAGCCAGAACCAUCAGAACUGUGGGAACUGAGCACUAAUAGAGAAACAUGUAUAAAAUGUACAGAGAGACCUCAAUAUGUUCCAGAACCAGGAACCGCGUGGGUCCAUGUUCCUGAUGGACUUUAACUGAUGCUUUUUACACCAAAAACUGUUUUUGGUCGGUUCCUGAUUGAGUAUUUAUUUAAAGAAGAUUACAGAACUUUUGAUUCAGCUAAUCCCUGAAGCUGGAGUUUAAGGUUCUACUUUGUAGGAAACAGAUUUUAAUUUUUUUGUUGUAUAUUUUAGAGCAGAACAACAACAAAAA
Messenger RNA from Cyprinodon variegatus (sheepshead minnow), 1552 nucleotides. RefSeq names its product presenilin associated, rhomboid-like (gene parlb). Bases 70 to 1248 code for a protein of 392 amino acids. Gene Ontology annotation, molecular function: serine-type endopeptidase activity. Gene Ontology annotation, cellular component: membrane. The transcript is spliced from 9 exons. NCBI's taxonomy places the organism in Eukaryota, Metazoa, Chordata, Actinopteri, Cyprinodontiformes, Cyprinodontidae. The record is from RefSeq and is a predicted model, not a curated record.